Molecule: messenger RNA, 5654 nt
Organism: Dermacentor andersoni
Lineage: Eukaryota; Metazoa; Arthropoda; Arachnida; Ixodida; Ixodidae
Biological process (GO): regulation of DNA-templated transcription
Cellular component (GO): nucleus
Source: RefSeq, a predicted model, not a curated record
UGGCAUUCGGUUGCGUAUGCUGUAGUUAGUGUGUGAAACUAAUGUGUUUCGGCUGUGUACAAGGUUAAGCAUCAGGCAGCGGCUGCAAGUUGCAUAUUUACAUAUUUGAUGCCCGCUUGGCCGUGGCUUUAACCUGUCUAUUUCCUGUGGUGUAGCGAAAAAUGGGCAAGGCUAGGCCGAGGUCAUCGCUGGCUUCGCUAUUAGGCCUAGGUGUUGUUUUCUGCUGAAAACGCAACGCGCUGUAUUUAAAAAAACCUUUUUUUACCUUAGAUUCGCUUGUAAAUGUUUACUUGUGUAUUUGACUGUUGGACUGUGAAAGCAUCGCAGCGAGAUCUAAGUUAUUACGUAUUCAGGGCCGUACGAUAUAGCAUUCCCUUCGGUCGUCGACAAGGAGUUUGUCAGUAGAGAUCAAUCCAUUUUGAUUGAAUUUGCUGCCAAGCUUUCUUUCGCUGUGCAUUCAAGGUGUUGCUUCUUUAUGGUAUUGUAGGAAAAUCGACGCCAGCAUUAUUUGUUAGUUUCACUCAAAGCGUGGCUGUCUCGUUUCGCGUUUUCAGCGCGAGAUGGGCGCUUGCGUCGCCGCGAACUAGGAAGAUGGGUACGAUGUUGAGCACUUUACGAACUUCCUGAUAUUUUUUAUAUUGCAGUUACUGGACAUUAAGUACGUUUGUGCCUUGCGUCCGGUGGCCCUGAUUAAAGUUAUGAUAGCUCUAACUGGUUGUAUAAGUGCUCCUCACUUGCUCUGCUAGUCGCGCUAGCUGGUCGGCUCGCGUGCUUGAUGGGCUAGCGAGCGUGCUGUACGGUUUAAUCCUGUCACCGUGCAAACAGAUUUCUGCACGCACGUGCAUGCCGCCUCACCCGUGAGUUGUUACGAAGCAUAGGUGGCACUAUUUUGUUCGCGGAACACCCCUGCUGGCACGCGCUUAUUCAUUCCUUGUAGCUUCCUUGUGCGCGUGAUCUGUCGGCGUUCUUCAUUUUCUGCUAGCUGAAGAAUUUAUAUUGCAAGUGUUCUGCUGCUCCCCACACAAGUGAAUAUACGUCUUUUCUUGUCGCAAGCCGUUUUCCUAUCGCGUUUGAUAUAGCGCGCCGUGUCGUCGGCGUGGCAUGGACGUGAAGCUAAAAUCGGCCUUCCUUACUUGCAUGCUAGCGAGUAGUAGUUCCAGAGGAAAGAUCUAACAUCUUAAUCUAUACGCCUUUGAUUCUAGUGCCGCAUGUUGAAGUAAAGUUGGAUGAUGCCAGUACUGCAUUCAGAGAAAGAACAAGAGCCUAGGCCACCUGCUGAGGCUAGCAAGAUGCCAGCAGCUCCAGGCAGUGCUGACGCUGGCCUUGACAGUGUAUUAGCAGAUGCAGCCGAUCCUGACGUUCCAGCGGUUGAACUCUGUGCAGUUAGUAUUGAUGUGCCCGACAGUGUUGAGACAGUUGUUGUGAACACUUCAAAUGGCACACCUGGAGUCUCUCUUAGUGAUACCACUCUGCCUGAUGCUGUUGUAAGUGCUGUGCUGAAAAGUGAUUCUGCUGCUGGGACACUUGACGAUGCUUCAGGCCUUCCAGAUGCUGCUGCAGCAGCUGCACUCUCAUCUGUGGUUGACAGUGAGCCAGCUGCCGUUGAAACUGUGGUCUCUACGGAGGCUUUGCCUGAUGUCACGGUGCCAUCGACGUCUGGCUUGUCAUCUGUGUCCACGUCGUCAAGUGUGUCUGACCGCUGUGAUGCGCGCAUAGUCCGCUUCAACAACCGUGACCUAGAGAGCCUGCGUAAAAUCCAGAAUGAGCUGAACACACGCAAAUCUGGUGGAGUGCCACGCAGUCCAGGCAGCCCCAUUGUGAUCAGAGCAGAGCUGACAAGUCCGCAGAAAGGGGUGUCAGCACAGGCACCCCAAGUUCUGGUUGUGCAGAAGCCCUCACCAGGGUGCUCCCCCAAGAAGGCUGACAUCCGGGUCAUCCACCCCCCAGGCCUCACUGUGCGCAGACAGCUACAGAUGAGUGUGCCAGCAGUGUCAGGCGGAGGCACCACCUCGGGGGGCCUGACCAAGGUGAUCCUGCAGCCAGCAGGGCAGCUUAUGAGUGGUGCUACCUUCCAGUUUGUGGGUGCCAUGGCAGGCGCUGGUGGCCAAGCAGCUCAGCCCACCCUGGUGCUCUCCAGUCCCACUCGUGCGACUCCCAUUCGUACAACCACUGGGCAGCAACUGGUGCGUGUGGCUGCACCAGGCACCACUUCUGUCUCAGCACCCAAGGGCAUGUAUGUGGUAUCGCCAAUGAAGGUCGGAGGAAAAGUAGCCAUGAUUCCCAUCAAUGUUGGCAAGUCGCCCCAGAGGAUUGCCCCUGCCCCCACAACGUCGUCGGUGGUUACAGGCCUUAGUGUGGCGACCAGUCGGGUGGCACUUGCUGCAAGCUCCACAAGCACUGCCACCACACCUACAGUCCGGCCAACAGUACCCACAACUACUAUCGUGCCCGUGCCAGGCAAAGUAAAUGUGCUGCUCAAGCCCUCGAUUGGUCAAGCUGUAGCUGUGUCAAGGGCUGGCACAGUGACUGCUGUUGUUCAGACGUCGAGCGCAAGUGGUGCAGUAGCAACAAGUGGCACCAGCAGUCUUGUGACAUCUGUGAGCAGCAGCUCAGCAGCCGUGCAAGUGCCAGGCAGCAAGUUUCACUAUGUGCGCCUGGUCAGUGCUCCUGCAGCAAGCACACAAGCCAGUACAGUCCUUGGUGCAGCCAAGCCUCCAACCCUUGUGCCUGUAACCUCAGCAAGGCCUCUUGUGCCAGCAGUGCCUGCGACCGUAGCAUCAAGCACUUCCAGUGCAACUUUACCUGCUGGUGUGCGGUUGACGGUGCCCAUUGCUCCAGCUAUUUCAGCCCAGCAGGGAUCAUCGACAGGUGCGACAGUGUCCAACUCACAGCGAGUACUGAUCCCCGCAUCGGCUACCUCAGUGCGCCCAUCACUGCCAACCGGACCACUGAGUAGCCUGCCGACAGCAGCACUCAUUUCCGCUGGGGGAACAUCCAUGCAGAAUGCAUUUGUGGUGGUGCCUGCCCAAUAUGUGGCCCAGUUCCAGCAGGGCACGCAGCCGUCAGCGUCCCCUUCAGCAGGCACAUCACGGGUGGUGUUUCAGACGGGAACUGGCCUCCUGGGCAGCUCCGGAGGCUUUGUACCCAUUGCAGCAGCCACCACACCUACCACAACCAGUGUCUCAGCGGGGCCCGACCACAGAGAACCACCAGCAGCAACAGUGCCUCCUGCUAAAGCUCAAGUCAACGGGACGUCAUGCGAAGAUAAUUCACGGCCCCGAAAGCCCUGCAACUGUACCAAGUCCCAGUGUCUCAAAUUGUAUUGUGACUGUUUUGCCAAUGGAGAAUUUUGUCAUAGCUGCAACUGCAAUAACUGUUUCAAUAACCUGGAGCAUGAAGAGGAACGUCAGAAGGCUAUUGGAGCCUGUUUAGAAAGGAAUCCCAACGCAUUUCGUCCAAAAAUUGGCAAAGGCAAAGAAGGAGACCAUGAGCGACGUCAUACCAAAGGCUGUAACUGCAAACGAUCUGGCUGCCUAAAGAACUACUGUGAAUGCUAUGAGGCCAAAAUCCUUUGCAGCAGUAUGUGUAAAUGUGUUGGCUGCAAGAACUUUGAGGACAGCUCGGAGCGCAAGACAUUGAUGCAGCUGGCAGAUGCAGCUGAAGUGCGUGUGCAACAGCAAGCUGCUGCUCGCACCAAGAUGUCAGCCUGUGACCUGCCAAUGCGGCCUGCUCCGGUCUCUGUCACAGGGGAAAGGCUGCCGUUUGCAUUCAUCACCCAGGAAGUGGUGGAGGCCACCUGCCAGUGCCUGCUUGCACGUGCGGAUGAGGCCGAGCGUCUCAAGAGGCCCUUUGCCGAAAUGGAGCGCUCGGUACUGGAGGAGUUUGGCCGCUGCCUGGAGGCCAUCAUUGACAGUGCACACAGAACCAAGGGCAAACCAACUGGUGACACUGCAGAAAAGAAGACCACACCUGCCAGCUUACCCCCAGAGCGUGCUGCGUCACGUAGAACUAAGACAGCCCGGCGCAUGCUCAACCUCUAAUCUGCCUCCUCUGUCUUCUGUGCGAUGCCAACGAGGAGCCUCACAGCACUGGGGGAAGUGAGGGUGUUGGGUGUUGUGAAGCUGUAUGGUGCAGCUUGCUAAGCGAAGGCAUCUCCCAGACACCAGCUGUUGUAGAAUUGCCAAUUUUCUUCUUUUAUUUUUCAUCCUCUCCUGUUUUCUGUGAGUGCUGCUUGGUGGACGUGGUUGUGUGCAAAGCUGAUGCAUGUUGAUCGAUAGUGUGAACAUUUUUUUCAUCUGAUACAUGAAUGAUAACUGUUCAGAGCACACUGGCUCCUUUGCUGCAUGAUCAGUGCACAUGGUUGGUUGUUCACGACGCAGAGUGUGAAGUUGGUUUGCGUUUGAGAAAUUUGCUCCCCACCUUUAUUUUUUGGCAGGCACACCACAUGUGCAAACCACAUUUUUGGUGUGGACAUAGUUCGUCUUGAAAGUGGACAAAAGCAAACACUUAUUGCACUGCCUUAGUGUGUGGCUAUGUGUGCCUUUGUGUCUGUUUUAGCUGUUUGUGCAGGUAGCAUGAGCAACUUUUCAGUUUUCUCAAGCUUUGACAUUAUUGCUGUUUGUAAAUAUAAACAACACCUCAUCAUUUAAGUUAUGCUAUGUACUAGUCAGCAUCUUUAUGCAUAUUCACUGGAAUUUCUGUUUUAUCCUUCUUUUGACUUGUUUUUCAUGAAACUUCAGUAAUGUGCUGUGUGGGUCAUGGCAUUCUUUACUUUUUGUUCACCUCUGUUUCAUGUUUUUACUUUUAAACAAUUGUGCUUGCUGAUUGAGAAAGGCAAAGUGGCUCUCUUAAUCUGGUGGCUUCUGGCAUUUGUCUUGUUAUUCAUCUAUUCUUUAAUCUUUUUAGUGCCAUUUCCUCACAAACAUUGUGUGUGUGCUAUGUGUGAUGGUGGUGGUUACAGUUAUGGAGGUAAAAGAUGUGUGAAGUUGUACAGUGUGUAAAUAUAUGUAACCAGCUCCUACCUUUAUUUCAAAACACACAUGCUGAUUUAAAUUUGCAUUGUAAUUACAUGCACUGUCUGGACAGUCUCUGAAAAAAAUUAGCUGGAUUGGAAGCCUCUGUGAUGCACAGGGCGUGCAGUAUGUUCACUGUGAGCUAACUGCUAUUUGUGAAUUACUUUGCUGAAAGCAAUCUAAUAGAAGUGCUAUUGCCUUUCAUACUUCCUGCCAAUUUUCAUGCAUCAUCUUGACUAUGUGGUUUCCUAAAGUGUGCAUGAGGCAAAACUAACAGACCGGCAUGAUUUGGCAGUCUUCUUGCCUGUCAUUAGUGGCAUUAAGAGGUUAAUUGAAGACAUUGAUGCUAUUUAUAAAAUCAAAACAUUGAAGGGGGACUUUCAGUGUGUUGUUCAAAGGUGUCAUUGUUUACAUACUGUUCAUCAUGCAACAUUGUUGUUAUAUGUGACUGGACUUUUAUUGUUUUUAUGUGCAGUUUGAAUGACUGAAAAUGAAUGGAUUCUUCUUUCUUCCUGUCAUGACGAAUUUAUUGAAUCGCCUAAGGCACUGUUUGUGAAUGCAGUGUCACCAGUGUGAACAGUACAUUGAUAUCAUGCUCGUGGAGCUGGAGUAUUUGGUUGAAUUAAAAGGACUUUAAGUUGA